Molecule: messenger RNA, 1095 nt
Organism: Penicillium macrosclerotiorum
Lineage: Eukaryota; Fungi; Ascomycota; Eurotiomycetes; Eurotiales; Aspergillaceae
Product: class I SAM-dependent methyltransferase
Exons: 9
Coding region: 1-1095 (364 amino acids)
Molecular function (GO): methyltransferase activity
Source: RefSeq, a predicted model, not a curated record
AUGGAUGCUGAAUACCAGCCCAGUGACUUUGAGUCGGAGACCACGUCUUUGUCUUCCACUAUCUACAAGGGCGUUAUGGAAAAUGGUCGCCGAUACCAGACUCUGAGAGAGGGCGAGUAUUGGGGCCCUUCCGAUGAACAGCAGUUUGAGAGUUAUGAAGCAGGGCAUCUGGCCUGUGUGAUUCUUGACUCGAACGAAGCAAAUCCGCUCUUUCAGUCACCACAUGUUCUUGAUCUGGGAACUGGCCGUGGUAGUUGGGCCAUCGAUGUUGCCGAUAUUUUCCCAGAGGUAUGGCCGAUAGCAACGGUUCGUGGCGUCGACCUUUUUCCACCCCCCGUCAGUUGGCUGCCUCCAAACUGCAUCAUGGAGGUAGAUGACGUUCUGAAAGAGUGGACCUGGCGUCAGCCGUUUGACUUAAUUUAUCUUCGACAAAUGAUAGGGGCCUUCACAAUACCAGAGUGGGAAGCCAUCUUUAAGCAGUGCUACGAUAACUUGGUCCCUGGUGGCUGGAUCGAAUGUGUGGAAAGGGAUCCACGGAUCAGUUGUGAUGAUGGAAGUAUUACUGAAGGCAACAGCUCGCUAUUUUUUGGAAAGACUGCUUGCGAGGCAGCCGUAAACUGGGGUCGCCCGAUCACCCUCGUUCACAACUUGAAAGAUAUGAUGGAGAAGGCUGGCUUCGUCGAUAUCCAUGAGAAAGUGUACAAGUGGCCUAUCGGCCCCUGGCCUAAGGACCCCAUUUUGAAGGAGGCAGGUCGACUGCAUUAUCAUCAAUGGGCAACCGGCAUGGAGGGCUGGGCUAUGUAUCUUCUUACAAAAUAUGCUGUUCCCAAGCCAUGGUCAAAGGAGGAAGUUCAAGUCCUGAUGGCCAAAGUUCGGAAGGAGAUUCGAAACCCCCGGCACCAUAUCUACCAAACUGGAAAGAGGGUCUGGGGUCGCAAGCCCACUGCGGAAGAAGUAGCGAAGAAAAAUGCAGUCAAUGCGUCGACGGCAUCGCAGGGAAUAAAGCAGGAGACGACAAGUGAAGUUAAGGAAGAAAUUAAGUCUGAGUCCGAGAACCACCAUGACCUCGGAAACACUAUAAAAGAAGAGGCUUGA